Molecule: messenger RNA, 1741 nt
Organism: Grus americana (Whooping crane)
Lineage: Eukaryota; Metazoa; Chordata; Aves; Gruiformes; Gruidae
Gene: ZNF703
Product: zinc finger protein 703
Exons: 2
Coding region: 19-1611 (530 amino acids)
Biological process (GO): negative regulation of DNA-templated transcription
Cellular component (GO): nucleus
Source: RefSeq, a predicted model, not a curated record
CCCCGCCGCCCGCCCCAAAUGAGCGGUGCCCCCGGCGGGCCCCGGCCGAGGACCCCGCCGAGCCGCGGAGCCGCGGGCGCCCCGUCGCCCCGGCCACCCCCCGCCGACCCGCUGCGCCAGGCCAGCCGGCUGCCCAUCCGCGUCCGGAAGAUGCUCCGCGCCCACGGCGGCCCCCUCCUGCACCCCGAGUACCUCCAGCCGCUCUCCUCCACGCCCGUCAGCCCCAUCGAGCUGGACGCCAAGAAGAGCCCGCUGGCGCUGCUGGCCCAGACCUGCUCGCAGAUCGGCAAGCCCGACCCGCCGCCCUCCUCCAAGCUGAACGCCGUGGCCUCCGCCGGGCUGCCCGCCGCCGAGAAGGAGCCCGCCGCCCGCCCCGCCGCCCUGAAGCCGCCGGGCAGCGGGGACGCGCCGCCCGAGGACAAGUCCAGCUUCAAGCCCUACUCGAAGGGCGGCGGGGAGCCGCGCAAGGAGGGCGGCGCGGACAAGGCCGGCUUUCGGGUGCCCAGCGCCGCUUGCCCACCGUUCCCCCCGCACGCCGCCGCCUCGCCCGGCGGCUCCCGCGGCGCCUCGCCGCAACACGCCGACCCCAAGGGCGCCGAGGAGAAGAAGGAGCCCGAGGCGGGCAAGCCCAGCCCCGAGGGGACGGGCGGGGGGCUGGGGCGCGGGACGGCGGAGCCCGGGGCGCACGGCGAACCCCCCUCGGGCCGCAAGUCGGAGCCCCCCGCCCUGCCGCCCGCCGGCCAUGUGGCCCCCGUCUCGCCCUACAAGCCGGGCCACUCCGUCUUCCCCCUGCCGCCCUCCAGCAUCGGCUACCACGGCUCCAUCGUCGGCGCCUACGCCGGCUACCCGUCCCAGUUCGUGCCCGGGCUGGACCCCACCAAGCCGGGCCUGGUGGGCAGCCAGCUGCCGGGGGCGCUGGGGCUGCCGGGCAAGCCGCCCAGCUCCAGCCCGCUCACCGGGGCCUCGCCGCCCUCCUUCAUGCAGGGAUUAUGCCGGGACCCGUAUUGCCUGAGCUACCACAGCGCCUCGCACCUGGGCUCCAGCAACUGCUCCAGCUGCGUGCACGACCCUGGCAGCCUGAAGAGCGGAUACCCCUUGGUGUACCCCACGCACCCCCUGCACUCGGUGCACACCACGCUCUCCUCCAGCGGCACCCCCAGCCUGCCCGGCCACCCCCUCUACACCUACGGCUUCAUGCUGCAGAACGACCCCCUGCCCCACAUAUGCAACUGGGUGUCUGCCAGCGGACCCUGCGACAAGAGGUUUGCCACCUCGGAGGAGCUGCUCACCCACCUACGGACCCACACGGCCCUGCCGGGGGCGGAAAAACUCUUGGCGGGUUACCCUACCUCCGGGCUGGGCUCCGCAGCCUCCUGCCACCUCCACCUCCCGCCCGCCGCCCCCGGGAGCCCCAACACGUUACCCGCCUCCCUCUCCUUGAGGAGCCCACACACUUUGGGACUAAACAGGUACCAUCCCUACGGCAAGAGCCAUUUGCCCACAGCCGGUGCCCUGCCGGUGCCCUCCUUGCCGGCCGCCGGACCUUACUACUCUCCAUACGCGCUCUACGGCCAAAGACUAACUUCAGCUUCUGCACUGGGAUAUCAGUAACUACGGCAGCCCCUUCCCCUGCUCCAGCCUCCUCCUCGCCCCAGCCCCCCGCUCCCUCCUUGGACUGUGUAUUUAUUUACUGUAUGUUAGCUUAAAGCUGGGAAUAUAAGUGCAUUAAUACACCAAUGAA